UAUCCCUCAGAGAAAUACUGCCCAUUCAACACAAACAGUUUUGUCAUCAGUUCAAUGGGGGUCUUUGACCUGCCAUCACAUCAGCCACAGCACAGAGUGCACCAGAGACCAGACGAGACAACAACAACAGCUUUCCCUCCUCUACAAAAACCAAUUUACUCUCCAGCAGACAGAGCAUUUAUCAUGGAGGAGCCAGAUGACCCGUAUUACGUCACCAUGUACUACCCGGGGUCAGUGUACGUAGACAUGUCAGACAUAGUUCCUCCAGAAGUGAGACCCAAACCAGUCGUCCCUGCCAAGCCCCCUAAUGUGGGGGCUCCAUCACCCUCCAACCCCUUCCCACCCCAGGGCCCCGGCAUUGGGGGAGGAGGUGGCGUUUCAGUUCCUCCAAGUGCCAUUCCAGUCCCCAUCGGGAGUCACGGUCACAGUGUGGGUCAUAAUGUCGGUCAUGGUGUGGGCCACGGUGCGGGCCACGUUGGAGGUCACACUGCUGCGCACAAUGGAGGUCAUGGUCAUGGAGGCUCCAACAGCUCCAGCGGUGGAUCCACUUUGCUGGGGUACAUUGGUAUCGACACUAUCAUUGAGCAGAUGAGGAAGAAAACCAUGAAGACGGGCUUUGACUUUAAUAUCAUGGUUGUUGGUCACAGCGGUCUCGGAAAGUCAACUCUGGUGAACACCCUAUUCAAGUCCCAGGUGAGCAGGAGGAGCGCAGGAUGGGCCCGUGAUGAGAAGAUCCCCAAAACUGUAGACAUCAAAGCGGUGUCUCAUGUCCUUGAGGAGGGUGGGGUGAAGAUGAAGCUGACAGUCGUUGACACGCCAGGCUUUGGAGACCUAAUUAAUAACGACAACUGCUGGGACCCCAUUUCCAAGUACAUCAAUGAGCAGUAUGAGAAGUUCCUAAAGGAGGAGGUCAACAUCACUAGAAAGAAGCGCAUCCCUGACACCAGGGUGCACUGCUGUCUAUAUUUUAUCACCCCAACUGGACACUCUCUUCGACCACUAGACAUCGAGUUCAUGAAGCGCUUGAGUCACUCGGUCAACAUUAUUCCUGUCAUUGCAAAGGCAGACACAAUGACCAUUGAGGAGAGACAGGAUUUCAAACAACGGGUAAGGAAGGAGCUGGAGAUGGGCGGGAUUGAGUUUUACCCACAGAAAGAGUUUGAUGAGGACAUGGAGGACAAGAGCGACAAUGACAAGAUCAGAGAGGCGAUGCCCUUUGCUGUUGUGGGUAGCGACAAAGAAUAUCAAGUAAAUGGCAAACGAGUUCUGGGGAGGAAGACAGCGUGGGGCAUCAUAGAAGUUGAAAACCCCAACCAUUGUGAGUUUGCUCAGCUGAGAGAUUUCCUGAUCAGGUCUCACCUCCAGGAUUUAAAGGAGGUCACUCACAACAUUCACUAUGAAACUUAUCGUGCCAAGAGACUGAACGAGAAUGGGGGUCUCCACCCCAUAUCCUCCAAUGACACCCAAGAAAGCAACCUGUAGUCAGUUCAGUCCGAGUGAGAAUACAAACAAAACAGUGCAAUGAAGCUGAUGGAUUAAUCUAUGAAAUAUUAUUAUCAUUGUCACCACGGGGUUGUUGCAUGCUUGGAAAAUAAUUUAAUAUUCUACAUAUUCUUUCCCACAAACACAUAUCAAACCCCUCUGGAUUCAUUUUAAAGCCAUUCCUAUGAAUAUUUGGAUGAAAGGGAAGUCACUAACAGAUAACUUAUAAAAUUAACAAUUUAUCAACUGCCAAUGCCUUGUAAUUUAUCCUGAAACGGGUAGUGUAAGAUUAGAAAGUGCCACAUUAUUAUGUGUUUAAGAGGCUUUUUGUGAUGUGUUGCAACUGAUGUCUGAAUUCAGACAAAUGAAAGAAUUUGCUCAAAAUAAUGAAAUCAUAAUUUCUGCACAGUAGUGAUGCACGAGACAGCUCUGCAGUUAAAUCUGUACAAAUUGCUUUCUUACAAUUCUCAGCAGCAACUAUUCAUUUGAAGAAAGAAUCCCUGUGGCUUUCCUGUCAGAGGGGGCUUAACAAACAGUACACGCUGUGCUGUCUUCUUUAAUACCCACCCUCACAAAGAAGACAAAUGAAAUUACUCCAAUGUUCCCUUGUGCUAUUUAUGUUUGAUUUUCCAUUUUUCCACGUGCUUGCAUAAACCUGCAUACUAUAAUGAGAGAAAACAUCAGUCACAUAUGAAAUGCAAUUCUGUGGGCAGCAGUGUGUUAGUAAUUGUGUGUAAUUAAAUAGCCCACAAGGUGCAUGACUGUACAUACUGCAGAUUCUGUAACUACAUGGUUCACCAUAAUAGUGCACACAAACUGAAAACUGUAUGACGAUACAGCUCCGCAUGCUUUGCUACACCACAGUGGGUAUAGAGGAAAGAAAUGUGCUCCGGUGCAUUUCUGCUUACUUGCAUUAGUUGUUUAGGCUCUUGCAAAGUAUGAAACACAUCAUUGGUUUUAAUAAAUAUUCCUCUUUUUUCUGGAUUCAGAUUGACUUUGUAAACUUUAUUGACAGCUAAAUGGACAACGUGCACCCAAUUUUAUUUCUUUAUUUCUUUCAAGAAAAAAACACUACUGUUGCUCAUGUUUUUUGUAAGGCUCUGUAAAUGUAAUGCAUUUUCCACCUCAUUAUACCCACUGGUCUUUCAUAAAAAGAUUUUUUUCUGACACAAAAGAAAUAGAACCAAUGGUGUACUUAGUAUACCGGAUGAUAGGUGAACAGAAAAUUUAUUUUUUUAAUUUUAAUUUUCUGUUUGAUGUCUUUUGCAUAGUUUUUUGCGAACAUAUGGAACUUUGAUGCGGUGACCAAUAUUUGUGUUAAAGGUGGAGUCAGCGAUCCUGGACAAAUAUUGUUAAUAUUUGGA
Etheostoma spectabile (orangethroat darter) is the source of this 2846-nucleotide messenger RNA. It is a transcript of the gene septin3, whose product is annotated as septin 3. Gene Ontology annotation, molecular function: GTP binding. The record is from RefSeq and is a predicted model, not a curated record. Bases 55 to 1482 code for a protein of 475 amino acids. The transcript has 10 exons. Lineage: Eukaryota; Metazoa; Chordata; Actinopteri; Perciformes; Percidae.